Stylophora pistillata is the source of this 2633-nucleotide messenger RNA. Its product is annotated as protein Hikeshi. Gene Ontology annotation, cellular component: cytosol; nucleus. The record is from RefSeq and is a predicted model, not a curated record. Gene Ontology annotation, biological process: protein import into nucleus. Gene Ontology annotation, molecular function: Hsp70 protein binding; nuclear import signal receptor activity. NCBI's taxonomy places the organism in Eukaryota, Metazoa, Cnidaria, Anthozoa, Scleractinia, Pocilloporidae.
GACGAGGACCAAAACAUCCACUUCGAACUGAUGAUCACAGUGGAUUCGCGACUGAGCUGCGAUCUGCUUCGAUAUGUUUGGAUGCAUUGUCUCUGGACGUUUAGUUCAAACAGAUGCCCAACAAGUCGGACCGACCCAAUUUGUUUUCAACUUAGCUGAUGCUGACAGAAUUCACCAUGUGGUUGUCUUUUUGACGGGUGUAACACCCUUUCCAGAUGGGAUGGGUGGAGGAGUUUAUUACUGUUAUCCAACUCCUGAAGGACCAACAUCACAGUUGCUUGGAUUCAUUGGCAACAAUAAGCCAAGUGCUAUAUUUAAACUUGCAAAGGCAAGGCCAGAGGAAAGAGUACAGAAUCCGUUUGGAAUGAAUGCUGGCAUGGCUCUUGGUCAGGUGGGAGCUCAAAUUGGCAUCUCAAUAGAGCCCCUGGACCAGUUAGCCCAGCAGACUCCAGCGAGUCACACAACGCCAUCAAACUUGAACUCAUUUGUGGAGUACACGCAAAAAAUGUUGGAGAAUUUCUUCAAUUUUGCUUCAUCGUUUGCCAUUACUCAGGGGCAAAUGACCCCGAACCCUUCUGAGAGUUUUGUACCUUUAAGUGUGGUACAGAAGUGGUAUGAAAACUAUCAGAGGAAAAUGACGAAUGAUCCGAAUUUUUGGAAACGUUAAUGGACUGAAUUUGGCAUCAUCUAGUUCUAGAAAUGUAAGGCAUUGUAGAGGCAGAGAGCGGGAAUGGGGUUGAGGGGUUGAGGUACCCCUUAAAAUAGCUUACAAUAAGUGAUCAUGAAAGCAAAGGAAAGCUACUGUAUAGCUAAAAGAUAGUUAGUGGACCAGCAUACGCCCUAUAGUUGACAAGAGGUUUGAAAUGCCAGUCAUAUUAGCAAAAUGCAGCAUGCCUACCAAUCUCACUUAAAAAGAAACACUUAACGAUUUUUUUAACUCGCUCGUCAUUAAGUAAUUUGCACCAGCGGUUGGUGCGAAACGUGGACAAUUCUCGAUAACAUUUCAAACAAUUUUUAACAAGGGAGGCCAUCUUCUUUGCUGGUCUGUCAGAAUUCUUGCGAUGCCCAAAUUAAGCUAUCAUUGUCACGGAAUUUAUUGCGUUUGUUUUGAUACUACAUCAGAAAAGCAAAAGGAAAGGACAGCGUAGCCGCAGCAGUGUCUUUAUUUUAUUGGAAGACGAACACAUUCGUCUGCCCUCUAUUUUCAUGAACAGUCGUACCUUAUGUGCUUUCUGCGGUAAACAAAACGAGCUGCCAUUGGUUAAGUACUCGACACUCAAUGAGUAGUAGUAAACAGAAGUUUUCUGUGGCGCAACUUUCAAUUGAUUGCCGUGGGUAAUGCAGGACUGCUUUCGCUAUGUUUUACUCUCGUCUAUGAUUGGUAAUGAAAUCUCGCCCCAUCUUAGCUCUCAACCAAUCAGAAUAGACAGACAGUAGGGAUAGACAGUUUAUUUGAAAAACAUUGCAACCAAAGGUUGAAUUACGUAUUCAUUGACAAAUUUAAGAAAUAUAUAAAAAUGGUAACAUACUUAAAAUAUUAAAAAUUAGGUUACAUAAAUAGAGUCAGCUUAUACAAAGCGUGCAUAAAUGAUGAAAGAUAAAACUAUCAUGGCACCUGUUCGCACGAACCACAGGUAAAUUAAAAGCGCGCUUUUUCCUUAAAUCCACCCUGGAUACAUUCCUGGGCGGCAGGAGCUUAUGCAGCUUGUGAUUUGGUGCAAGAACGUUAGAAAAGAGCUUGUUGGAAAUAUUCUCGCGCCACUCAUGCAACGAGAUAAGCCCAGUGCACGAUAGCGCCUCGUGAUAUUCUUUAUCAGGGAAGAUUAUACGUCAUGCGCGCUUCUGGCAUCUUUCUAAAUCAACUGAUAAAUAUUGAGGUAGGCUGCUGUGAAAGAGCGCGUAUGCGUAUUCCAAAACGGAUCUAACACAUGUAAGAUAGAAUAAAACGAGCUCCUUAGACUUAACCUGGGCGCGCUUUAAUUGGUGUAAGAAGUAAAGCCGCUUGUUGACUUUCUUUACUAUCUCAUCUACAUGUGCGUUCCAUUUGAGAUCGACGGACAUCUUAGCUUUAUGAACGUAACGUCAGAUGCAAAACCAAAAGUAAUACUCGUUCACGUGUGUGUUCCCUCGCUUCAGGCUACUUUAAGUGAAUUAUUUCUUUUGUCUCCCCCUUGGCUUCGUGCGAUAUUUACCUCUGUUCCUAUGAAAGUUUAAUUCCUAUGAGAAGUGGUUAGGGACGCAGCUGGGGACGUGGUAUCCUUCUCGAUCAUUUCAUUCGCUCUGUCGAAGAGCUGAAGCACGAAAUGUGAGCUUUACAACCUCUUUAACGGUGGCUAAUUUACAUUAUCAACUCAAUCGAUAAAACCAAAUCAUCUCGUUAAACUCUACCACCAAAGCAGCAUCUUAGUUUCGUUAUAAACUGUUCCCUUUAUUCUUACCAAGAUAGUUUUCAAAUAUCUGUUUUAACAUAUACCUGUAAGUGUAGACAUUUUGGCGACUGUUUUCCAACACCUCAAUGUUUAUUUAAACGGACACGCAUAAAACUUCUCAACUAAAAAUUGCAAAACUUGGAACCUAGCGCAGCAAUCUCUAAGAAAGCAUAAGCUACUACUUUUCUAUUUGUUUUUGUUCCU